Molecule: messenger RNA, 4194 nt
Organism: Macroventuria anomochaeta
Lineage: Eukaryota; Fungi; Ascomycota; Dothideomycetes; Pleosporales; Didymellaceae
Product: dDENN domain-containing protein
Exons: 4
Coding region: 430-3732 (1100 amino acids)
Biological process (GO): regulation of Rab protein signal transduction
Cellular component (GO): cytoplasmic vesicle
Source: RefSeq, a predicted model, not a curated record
CUGUUGCGUCUCGCUGCAUACACCUGCUUUGUUCACUCCUUUGCUGCCAUACAAACUUGCAUACCCACAAACACUUCACUCCUAGACACCGCUACACGCAAACAUUCGCCCCAGCUCUUAUCAGACCCGCCCGGCCCCCCGCGUACACCUGCCCUCACUACCCUCGCUUCUGGCUAAGCUCUUCAUCCGCUCUGUACGCAGCCGACACCUGUGCUACGUAUUCUCGCCCUGUCACGGUCGCACAAACGCAGGCCUUCCCGUGCAUAUCGCCCGCACCUCAUCACACAAACAACCGUUGGAGCUGGCGUCCAAUCCCCAAUGACCUGAGGCCGCGGCCGACCUCGACGCCUACAACCUGCGACCGCGCACUCGACACUCUUUUAGCAGCCGCCUUUUUUUGGAUAUCAUAUGUUCUGUUAGCAGCCCAGCAUGGCUCCCAUCUCCUCCACCGAGGGCUCCUCCGCGCCGCUCGCCGACUAUUUCUUUAUAUCUGGAAUCGAGAGCUCACAGGUCUACGACGACCGCCUGCAACCAAACGGCAUUGUUUCCCCACUCGCGUCCCCACCAGUCGACGAGACGAUUGAAGAGGACCGCGCCCUCGAGACCGAUUCGAUUCGCCCAACCUCGCAAGACGGCCUGUCCAAUGGCGGCAGCAUGCGGCGGCGGUCCGGGCAGCGCCUGAGCGAGCACCGCCAAUCGGUUGGCACAAUCACAGGCCUCGACAGCAAACCAGCAGUAACAGCCAGCAAUCGCAGCAGCGCUACCAUCAAAGGUGUGAACCUUGGCGGAUCCGGCCUUAAUGAUGUCGACUUCGAGAAUGCGCUGCGCAAGUUCGCCUCAGAGCGAGAUACGUUCCUAGAAGAGAUACAGUUCACCGCAGGCGUUGCACAGCAAAGUCGCCAAACACCCACAAGGCCGCGUCCAAGACCACCACGAGUCUCGCAGGCCCCCAGUACGAACGGCGAGGAUGGGAUUGCAAACUUGAGAUCAGGCGUAGGGAGCAUUCGAAGGCGCUUGUCGACAAUGCAGAGCAGCCUGAAAAGGCAGCCUUCGACAGCACGUCAGUCCUCAAUACGAACAUCCAAACGCAUGUCAGGCUACAAUUCGGUCAUUCCGGCGCCACAGCCGUUCCAACCUGAGCCCAACAUGCACCCUCUCCUACGGCGCUAUGAGCCCGUGCUACUGGACCGCUACCCACCCAGGAACAUGGUCGAGGAGCUCAAGCGACGCAACCCCUUCCCAGACUACGUUCCUAUGUUUGCAUUUCCCAACGAUGUCAGUGUAGUAUCAUCAGACGAGCGACCAAAGACUCAGUGGCACGGUUUUGCCAUGACCAAUGGUGACAGCUCGAAGCUUUACGGUAUCACCAUGAUUGUCUGGCUGCCAUUGAAUGCCACUGCAGCAGAAGGACUCGAGCGUCAGUGUGAAGAGUGGAGAAGAAACCACAUGAAUCCAGAAGAGAGGGAAUUAGCGAGCAGCUUGGGUGAACGUCUGGCUUUGGAGCGGGCAAAGUUGUCACAGCUGUUGGCCAAGCUACCGACCGUCCAACCUGACUCGGACGAGCGAGAGCACCUGGAUGAGGAGAUCGGCGCGGUCGAAGAGAAGAUACAGCUUAUGACGGACCUCCUUCGACCAGUAAGACACGGAGCAGCAUCGAAGAUCGAAGGACUGACUGAUGGAGAGACUGGCCUCUGGAUCCCACGUGCUUACGGUGUCAUGGGUAGAGAUGCCAGUCUGACGCCCCUGUGGAAAGAAUGGCUAAAAGCAAUCGUCGUCCCGAUGACGAACGGUACGAUCCUGCGUGUUCCUCCAAGCUCGCCUCGAGUGGGUAUGUGGCAGCCACUCGAACGAUACGUCGUCAACCUCUGCGCCGAGGCUCUUAGUCCGAUUACCUCGAUCACCCAAGUUGAGCUGGCCGUACGCGAACUCCGAAUGUACGCCCGGAAGGAAGCAUUGAACGAGAUUCCCGGCUCUCGCAACAUCGACAUUUACGCCCUCUUCCGUUGUCUCUCAAUACCGAAUAUUGUUACUCUUUUCGAAUAUGUACUAUCCGAGGCCAGGAUCAUCCUUCUCUCAUCUCACACAGCUAUGCUCCACCUAGCAAGUAUGGCCAUCACGAACCUUAUCUACCCGUUCCAGUGGUGCGGUGUCUUCAUCCCUGUUCUGCCUGCACGUCUCGUGCAGACAAUUGAGGCACCAUGCCCUUACAUUGUAGGCAUUGAGCGAAGAUACGAACCCACCGAUUACCCGGAUGACGACUUCGUCCUCGUCGACUUAGAUCAGAACUCGAUCGUUUCGAACGGUCCUCCGCCUCCACCGCUUCCUCGCCAGCAGCGCCGAAAGCUCACCUCCCUCCUUCAGCACUCGGCCCCUCACCAUAUGCGCUAUGGUGUACCUACUGGCCCUCCGGCUUAUGCUGUGGAAGCGUUCCCAUACGACACUUUCUGUUCCGAAAACCCAGGUGUUUUCACACCUAAGGCACAUCCAUCAACUGUGCAAACAUAUGUCGGCCUGAACUCGACAUCUUUUGGCACUGUUACAGGACCAGCCAGUGGAAGACCACUCAUCUACAACGCGUUCCUGCAAUCAAGCGCCCAUAGUCGUGGUAGUGACAGGCCCUCUACCUCUUCCACCGUCAGGACAUUCUCGAAUUCUCCACCUUCACCAAAAGUUUCUCCUGUAUCGACAGUCUUCCCGCCUAUGCCUAGCACUCCAAUCUCCCGUAGUGACUCAGGCUAUGCGCUACAGGCGAACUUGCGCGAGAAGCGCUCAGCCCACUUUGACAAUCAGUCGCGGCGCAGUUCUUCGUUCGGGUUCGAAAAGGCACCGCAGAUGAGGAGGCCCAGCCAGCCUAUGCUAGGUCAUGCGUCGAGCGCCUCGACAUCAUCAUUGAGUCAGGAGUUGCGAGCAGGGUCUUCUUACGCGCCGUCGGUUUACGCUCAAUCCACUCUGGCGGCAUCGACGAUCAUGCCCGGCACGACGAUGCAACCCGUGCGUAACACAGCAACUGUGCAAUGGCAGGAAGGUCAUUGCUUGCAGUGGAGGCCUCAUGAAGACAAGGCUACCUGCUCCAUUUGUGAAGAAAAGUCGGAUGAAGGGCUUUAUCGAUGUUCUGGAUGCACCACCUAUGUCCACGCCAGGUGCGCCUCUUCGAUUUGCAUCGUCUGCCCCACGGCUUUCCGACCCGAUCAAGUACGCGCAUCGUUAGUACGAUGCUUUGCCAGUUUGCUGUACACGUAUCGCCGCUACCUUGUGCCUGCCACUGGCGAUCGCAAGAAGUCUGGCAUGCACUAUCAGUUCAAGAUGGAAGAGUUCAUGAAGAAUCAGCCGGCCGAGAAUGUGCAAUACCUGACUGCAUUGCAACAAACUCAAGCUUUCAAUGAGUUCGUUCAUGAACGCGAGAGCACCUCCGGCGAGGACCCUAAGAUCAAACUCUUUGACGAAGUCAUCCUUGCGAAGAAGAACCGCGGCGCAUCUUCAUACUUCUACAAGACCAAGGCCGACUUCCUAUCCGAUACCAGCGAUCAUCUCUGGCGUACUGCGCACGCCAGUCCACCAACGUCUCGUUUUCCUGGGGAUUACCGAGCUGUCGUCAGUAGAAUCCCCGCAAAGCUUGACAUCACACUCAUGAAAGAGCCGCGCGUCAUCCAAGGCGUCCCUCGACCUCAGAACGCGAAAGCACGACGGAAGCCGAUCCCUUCUAUGCUCUCGAACGGCGUCCCUGCAUCAUGAUUACCACUCGAACCCCACGCCUCUUUGACGACGACCUGACCUCCACGGACGCUUACGCCACCUCUUAACUAUCGUCACUUUGUUUUGUUUCUGCUUGUGUUUGUACAAUAUCAGCGAUGGAGUUUUGGGCGCACCGACCACCCAUUGUGGUAGCCUGCAUUGGCUUGGGUUGAUUUCUGGACAAAUCAAUCUGUGAAUCAUUUGCAUCUACGGUGGUUGGAUGGGACCUUUGGGUCUUUUGGAUAUCCCGUCACAUACUGGGACAAGGAAAAAUGGAGGCUCGCUCGAACUGCACGAUAUCAUUUGUAAUGCAUCUUUUCGCACUCAAUCGUUUUAGCGUCCGCUAAUAACCUGCGGAGACGCCCUUCUUGUAGUAUACCGAGCUUGAGGGAGGGGCAGUUUGGCCUGAGAUAGACAUUCAGUCAUUUCUGGAUACCAGCAAUGCAACAUACACGAUAACCG